Protobothrops mucrosquamatus (brown spotted pit viper) is the source of this 1195-nucleotide messenger RNA. It is a transcript of the gene SFTPB, whose product is annotated as surfactant protein B. NCBI's taxonomy places the organism in Eukaryota, Metazoa, Chordata, Lepidosauria, Squamata, Viperidae. The transcript is spliced from 11 exons. Bases 81 to 1169 code for a protein of 362 amino acids. The record is from RefSeq and is a predicted model, not a curated record.
CACCUGGGGAGCCGCGAGUCCUAACCAGCAAGGUCCAGAAUGAAUGUGCCAAGGGGGCAGCGUACUGGUGCAGCAACUUAAUGGCAGCUAUCAAGUGUGGUGCUUUGGAUCACUGUGUCCAGACUGGGUGGAAUCAAGCCAGCAAUGAGAGUGUCUGGAACAGAAUCAGCAAUAAGGACACGUGUGCAGACUGCAAACAGCUUAUCUCCAUCCUGGUGCGCAUGGCCAAGGAAUCAGCCUUUAAGGAAACUCUCCAGAAGUAUUUAGAGCAAGAAUGUACCAAUUUGCCACUUCAAACACUUAUCCCACAGUGCCAAGCCUUGGUAAAGGACUACUGUGCCCGUUUAAUUGCCAGCCUGGAAGAACAGUUUGACCCCAGCAUCAUUUGUGCCCAGUUGGGAGCCUGUCCAGCUGACCUUCUGGGACGCAAGGAUGGCUUGAUGCAGCUGCUCACAGGGCUAGAGCAGCUCCUUCCACCGCUGCAAGGCCAGACGCCCAUCCUGCCCACUGGCCACACGCAGGAGUCCCCCCAGGAACUGCUGCCCAUCCCCCUGCCUCUCUGCUGGUUGUGCAGGACGUUUAUUGGCAAGGCUGAGUCUGUCAUCCCCAAGGCCGCUGUAGGCAAAGCCAUGUCCAAACUCUGCUACAUUCUGCCAGGGGCUGUGGCUGGCAUCUGCCAGUGCCUGAUGGAGAAAUAUACGGUGAUCAUUGUGGACACAAUUGUGAGCAAGCUGGGCCCACGCCUGAUCUGUGGAAUGAUGUUCAUGUGUGCCUCAGAGGAAAACUGUGGUCCAGAGAUCCUGUUGCCGGCUGCAGCCGAGGGAUGUCAGAUGUGUCUCAUGAUCAGUGACCAAGUGAAGGCGUCUCUAAGAGCAAAUCGCACCAGGAGAGCCGUGGAGGCAGCCUUGUCCACAGCCUGCAGCCGUCCCUUUUCCUCCUGGCCUCAGUGCAACCACUUCAUCCAUCAGCACCAGCCAAAGCUGUCUGCACUGUUAAUGAAGCCCUGGGACUCCCAAGCUACCUGCCAGGAACUGGGUGCCUGCGGAGCGGAGCAGCUUUUGCCGAGUGCCACUCCCUGUGCCCAGGGACCCACUUACUGGUGCUCCAGCCUGAGUGCAGCCAAGCAAUGCAAGGCUAUACAGCAUUGCCAGGAUCACGCAUGGUUGUAAACAAGCAAGGAGGGUCCUGCUCAAGG